Galdieria sulphuraria is the source of this 596-nucleotide messenger RNA. RefSeq names its product translation initiation factor eIF-1A. NCBI's taxonomy places the organism in Eukaryota, Rhodophyta, Bangiophyceae, Galdieriales, Galdieriaceae. The record is from RefSeq and is a predicted model, not a curated record. The transcript is spliced from 4 exons. Bases 125 to 535 code for a protein of 136 amino acids. Gene Ontology annotation, cellular component: cytoplasm. Gene Ontology annotation, biological process: translational initiation. Gene Ontology annotation, molecular function: translation initiation factor activity; RNA binding.
AUUUCAAUCCACAUUUUUUAUAUUGUCUAAAGUUGGGUUCUUUUGUUUCUAACAAGUAAAGGAAAUGUAUAAAUCCAUAAGGAAUUGGGUGGAUUGAGAGUUGUGUUUGGGUUGGAAGGUCGACAUGCCUAAAAACAAAGGAAAAGGUGGAAAGAAUCGUCGUAGAGGGAAGAACGACAAUGAAGAAGAGAAGCGGGAACUUGUGAUGAAGGAAGAGGGUCAAGAAUAUGCACAAGUAACGCGAAUGUUGGGAAAUGGAAGGUGUGAAGCGUUAUGUUUCGACGGUACUCGAAGACUUUGUCACAUUCGAGGAAAAAUGAGAAAGAAAGUCUGGAUCAAUUCGGGAGAUAUUGUUCUCAUUGGUUUGAGAGAUUAUCAAGACGAGAAAGCGGAUAUUAUUUUAAAGUACAAUCCUGAUGAAGCCAGAGCAUUGAAGGCUCAAGGAGAGAUUCCAGAUACUACGAAAAUUAACGAAGAAGAAGGAGAAGAAGGAGAAGAAGUUACUUUUGAUUUUGACGAUGUAGAUGCAAUAUAAUAUAUGCUUUUUGUUUUUAUGAAAUUUGCCAUUAUACUUUUUCACAUUAUUUUUUUUGAAA